Molecule: messenger RNA, 1108 nt
Organism: Neohortaea acidophila
Lineage: Eukaryota; Fungi; Ascomycota; Dothideomycetes; Mycosphaerellales; Teratosphaeriaceae
Exons: 1
Coding region: 337-1074 (245 amino acids)
Source: RefSeq, a predicted model, not a curated record
CGCGAAAGAGGGGGUUGCAUCGGACGUGGAUAGAGGAGGUAGAUGGUGCAUUUGUAGGUACUACUCGCCCAAUCGUCGUUCACUUUACGGCCAUUCCCAUUCUCUUCUCUUAUGUUGGUGGGUUUGGAAGGUAGGUUUGUGGGAUUUGGCGUCGUCACUGAUUCUAGACUUACCGUUUUGGAAGUAUGGGAGCCACUGGGGAUGGAAGGGAAUGGUCAGCAUGUGACGUCCACGUUCUGAAGGCAGAGUCUGCACUGCUCAGGGGUGACUUGACGGACUGACUAGAUCUCGAACCUCCUGCACUCUUCCCUUUCCUUCCUCACAACACCGACGACCAUGAAGAAUCUCCAACAAAGAACCGCAAUGCGCAUCCGCCGCACGCAAUCCGAAUCCGACCUCCCCCUCCUCAAACACCGCCGCCCCUCAACCUCCACCUCGCCAUUCAACAAAAAGGACCCCAAACAGCGCACCCCAUCCCUCACCCCGGGGCAGAUAACCUCCCAGCACGCACAGGAAAGAAUAGCCCUCGAAGGCGUGCGCUCCAAACUCCACCACAAACUCUGCUUGCGUCACACCCACGACGCCCGCACUACAGGCCUCGAGCAACUCCUCGAAACAGCACGCGACAUGCCCGCCCUAGCAGCCGUGCGGCGCCAGCACCCAAUCGACAUGCAGGCUCUCACGCGAGAUAUCGAAAACACGGCCGAAGUGUUGAAGUCGCGAGUGCGCGCCGAGUACGCCACGCGCCUAGCGCUGAUCGAAGAGUUCGCCGAGUUGAAGGAAACCGGCUCCAAGGCUACGUGGCUUUUGGCGCUGCUGGAAACGCUUGUGGAUGAGAAGUGUGGGUUGUUGAAGGCUUUGGGUGAGGUUAGGGAGAGGGUGAGGGUGCGGAGGGAGAGGGUUGAUUCUGUUUUUGCUGCUAGUGAGUUUGGGGGCCGACGGAGGAGUCGGUUGAGGGGGAAUAGUUUGUGUGUUGAAAGGGUUGGGAUGCUGGGGGAGAGGAGUGGUGGGGGCAGGACGGGGGAGGGGUGGUGGCCUGAUUUCAGUCUUGAUUUGAGUCGCGAUGAUCGGUGACGGUGGGGUGUGUUUUGGAUUGUGCGAUUGGAAA